AUGCCGCGCACACCGUCUCUCAAAGCUAGUAGUGGCCACGGUCCCAAAGAUGACGCUGCCGCGGCACAGGCGACCCCUGAAAGGCGUGAGCGCAAGCGCCAGACUGAUCGCGUCGCCCAGCAGCAGCACAGAAAGCGACAGAAGCAAUAUGUGGAGCAGCUCGAGGAAAGGCUGAGGGUCCUACAGUCGUGCGAUGAGUCUGAAGUCGUUCGACUAGGCACCGAGAACUUCCGUCUGAGACAAGAACCGGUCCAGCUCGAGUCUCUUCAUUCCCUCUUUGGGGAGUUGGGAAAUCUUGUUCACCGCCAGCAGAAACUAUUAAGCGAAUCAAUCUUGAAGAAAUCCGUGCCCGCCUCAGAUUCUGAGCAGGGCGUACCGUUGGAGGCGCCCGGAGCAUCUUCUGCUGCUAUUUUAGAUCACGGCAAUAAGCAAGAAUUCUCAACCACGGCAUCGAGGCUAGCCACAGAUCCAAUGCCCGAGCCACAUAUAGCGGCUUUUGGCGAAGGAACAGAAGUCAUAGAAUGUUUGUCGAAUGAUAUCGAGAAUCAACCUCCCGGCUUUCAGGAUACCGCAGAGCCCCUGCCGGAGGGCCUCUCAGAAGAACGCGAAAUCUUUCCAACCCAGGAUUUUCUUAUUACCAGGACAGACGAUAGCAUGCCCAGCCAUUCUACCUCUAUCCUGAAAGAUUUUCCAUCAUCCGACCACUUGUAUCCAUGGUUGGAUUUGAUACCUAGUCUUGGUAAAAGCUGGUUCCCCGAACAAUCUGAGACGUUCGGUGGCUCUCGUGGAACAGCACAGGACAACACUGCGCUCGGGAGAGGGCUCAGGACCCCAGAAGGGCUGUCAGGCCUGUUCUCCCAUCCUUUGUCUGAAGUGCCGGGUGACGAGAGAAGGAAUCAAAGACAGGCAGAGAAUAUCCCUGGCCUGCAUCCCUGCAAUGGGUUCCCAGCUUCUACAUCACACAGACAUGAGGUAGAACCCUUACGAACACGAGAUUCUCGAAGAGCCUGGGCUGGCGAGUCUACUAGUGAUCACGAGCAUAUGCAGAGACAAGCCCAGUCACAUGAUGCAUUUGCAGAGGUCUUACAAAACUAUAUUAAUCACCUCGGGCCCUCUGCGACGCCUCUGAACCUCGACGCCUCCCCAUGGACAGGGCCAAAGUCCGUCCCUGUGCUUCUCCAUCCGCCGUUGCUCGGAGACGAGGCUCUACACUCUAUAAUUGAUCGCGCCCGUGUCAACAUGCAAGCAAUCGGUCCACCUAAUCUUAUAGACUUCCUCCUUGAUAACCCCUCUAAUACUCUGUCCAUGGACCUCAAGGAGUUUCUGCAGCCCAUCAAGGAGAGCCGUCGCACAUCUGAAUUUCUCGCUACCUAUUGGGUGCUGUAUCUUUUCCUUAGAUGGUACAUUAUACGCGACGAGGAGUCAUACCAAUUGCUUCCCCCAUGGCUUCGCCCGACAUAUCUCCAACUUUCUGUAUCUCAUCCGGUAGCCGCGAGCUGCAUCGCUUGGCCAGGACUACGAGAUGAGUUUAUACGAGUGUCACAAACUGCCACGCAAAGUGUACACAGCUUAUCCUUCGAAAUCGGUCAGUAUUUGAGCGUGAAUAUUGAUACGAACGCCCUUGACCUUGGCGGUGGCGGGCCCAGGAUGUUGGCGUCUCAGAUUACCGACUUGAAGAAUUGGACUCUGGAUGAGGAGUUUUUCAAACGCCACCCACAUUUGCGGGCGGCGGUCUGA
This is a messenger RNA of Clonostachys byssicola, 1737 nucleotides long. The record is from the annotation of a GenBank genome assembly. NCBI's taxonomy places the organism in Eukaryota, Fungi, Ascomycota, Sordariomycetes, Hypocreales, Bionectriaceae.